AAAGGUAUCUUUUAAGAAAAAAAAAAAGAGCACUGUUCAAAUAGGCUUACAUUACUCAGCCCAGUGCUCUCCUUUAAUACACCCUUUGAUCCUGAGGACAGAGCCCAUCAGACUGACCUGUGUGGACGUUGUCAUUCCAGCUGGGAAGGAUGAAUUCUUGCAGCAACUUCUGUGGGUCCGAGCAGGCACAGGCUGUUACCGAGGGUGGGUACCAGCGUUACGGUGUCCGAUCCUACCUGCAUCAGUUUUAUGAGGACUGUACCACCUCAAUCUGGGAGUAUGAGGAUGAUUUCCAGAUUCAGAGAUCGCCUAACAGGUGGAGCUCAGUAUUCUGGAAGGUCGGACUCAUCUCGGGCACAGUCUUCGUGAUUCUUGGAUUGACUGUUCUGGCAGUGGGCUUCCUGGUCCCCCCCAAAAUCGAAGCCUUUGGCGAAGCCGAUUUUGUGGUGGUCGACAAACAUGCUGUCCAAUUUAACGGUGCCCUUGACAUCUGCAAGCUGGCAGGUGCAGUACUCUUCGGCAUUGGAGGCACGUCCAUGGCGGGGUGCCUGCUCAUGUCGGUGUUUGCCAAAAGCUACUCCAAAGAAGAAAAAGUCCUCCAGCAGAAGUUUAAAGAGCGAAUAGCAGACAUCAAGGUCCACACCCAGCCCGUUACAAAAGCUCCAGGCCCGGGGGAAACCAAGAUUCCAGUCACUUUGUCCCGGGUUCAAAAUGUCCAGCCUAUAUCAGCAACCUGA
Loxodonta africana (African savanna elephant) is the source of this 737-nucleotide messenger RNA. It is a transcript of the gene NRSN1, whose product is annotated as neurensin 1. Gene Ontology annotation, cellular component: transport vesicle; neuron projection; neuronal cell body. Gene Ontology annotation, biological process: nervous system development. The transcript is spliced from 2 exons. The coding region runs from base 150 to 737 and encodes 195 amino acids. The record is from RefSeq and is a predicted model, not a curated record. NCBI's taxonomy places the organism in Eukaryota, Metazoa, Chordata, Mammalia, Proboscidea, Elephantidae.